Messenger RNA from Oppiella nova, 556 nucleotides. NCBI's taxonomy places the organism in Eukaryota, Metazoa, Arthropoda, Arachnida, Sarcoptiformes, Oppiidae. The record is from the annotation of a GenBank genome assembly.
AAUAUUCCGUGUGAUUCCCGUAUACUAUAUGUCACUCUAUUUCUACAUAAUUUAUGCCAAAUAUUUGGUUUCCGAUCGCUUUUACGACAAACGAGUGGUUGAAGUAUGCGAUGAGAAAUGGUGUAUGGUUCAUAAAUAUGAGGCAAGGAAUCGUUGGCAUAAUUAUCGUUACCCAAACACCACUUUCCAUGAAUUUCACAUUACUAUAUACCGAUAUAGUAUCGCACAUUUGUCGUCGAAAUACUUGAAACCAAUCCGUAAUGUACAGCAAACUUCAUACUUACUUCAUCCCAUUGUGGGCUACUAUUUGAUGGAUAUAUUCCCCAUUGACCCCCAAAUUGAUCACUUGCUCCAUCACAUAAUUGCUGGCCAUAACCGCACCGGUAGGCUCGACGAGGCAUUCUAUGUGGUGGACGUCGAGGAUAUGAUCGAUAAGUACCAGAGACUCCGGAAAUACUUACCGCGAGUACAGCAACACUACGCCAUGAAAUGCAAUCCAUCGCCGAUAGUACUCGAAGUAAUGGUCGGACUGGGGAUAAGCUUUGACUGCGCCUCC